UUGGCUGGCUACAGUUUUUGCAGUCCAGGUCCAAAUCAGCACUUUCUACUCUUGCUGUAAACUGGCAAUCACUUCUCCUGUUGGUUUGUUUAUUUUUCUCCACCUUUCGCUUUUUUUUUUUUUUUUUUUUUUUUAAUCACAAUGGCGUCGGAGCAUGACCGAGCAGUUCUGCAGGCCAUCUUCAGCCCCAACACCCCCUUUGGGGAUGUGCCCGGCCUGGACCAAGAGCAAGAAUUAAAGGACGAUGACAGCCUCUUUGACGCGGACUCACUGAGGCAAGUGAAGGACUUGGAAACUCGCGGGGUCUCUGCGGCCGAGACGGGGGAUUUGCAGCAGGCUCUUGUGCUGUUUGGCCGGGCUAUAAGCAUUUUGCCCCAGCGUGCGUCGGCCUACAACAACCGGGCGCAGACCUUGCGACUGCAGGGCAACAGGGAAGGCGCUCUAGAAGACCUAGACCGAGCCAUUUCACUUAGUGGGGGCCAGGGGAGGACGGCCUGCCAGGCGCUGGUCCAGCGAGGCCUCCUGCACAGGCUGGCAGGCCAGGACGACGAGGCGCACCAGGACUUCCGGAAGGCGGCAGCGCUCGGCAGCGAGUUCGCCCGCCAGCAGGCGGUACUGCUGAACCCGUACGCGGCGCUUUGCAACAAGAUGCUGCGUCAAGUCAUCGGCAAACUGCGCAACCCAGAUGUGUGCGAGCCGCCACUGUAGUCAAAACUCGAACCUUUUUGCCUCCUAAGAGACAUAUUAUUGAAAAUCGCCUUUUUGAUUGUUUGUAUUCCAAUAUUUUGGUCUCAAGUGGGAAAUUAAACAACCAAGUAAACCUUU
Molecule: messenger RNA, 825 nt
Organism: Hippocampus comes (tiger tail seahorse)
Lineage: Eukaryota; Metazoa; Chordata; Actinopteri; Syngnathiformes; Syngnathidae
Gene: ttc36
Product: tetratricopeptide repeat domain 36
Exons: 3
Coding region: 142-708 (188 amino acids)
Molecular function (GO): protein binding
Source: RefSeq, a predicted model, not a curated record